AUGGUGGAAAGACAGGAUCCUGUGCUCUCCCAGGAGAAGGCAAUCUUGAAAGAAGAACAACCAGAUUUCCACAAAGAUAUCUAUCCACUGUUGACUGCAGCUUUUUCAGAUGUUGCUGAUAAGGUGAUUGUUGUUGAAGUUCAAGAUUUGCUGCUAGAAAAUAAAUUCCAACACCCAUCCAUCACAAAGGACCCAGGAGGGAACGCAGCAACAGAAGAAAGCUCCAAAGAACCAUCACUGAUUAGUUGGGAACAAACUGUGAGUCCUCCGAUCAGCCUCAGGGGUCUAGGUAUGCCACUCACUGCCCACGGGACUUGUUCUCCUCCCUCCCUUUUUUCCUUUUCCAGAAUCUUCCAUAGCUGUAAAGUCAUCGUAACAAUAGCACCCUCAGCCACCUGCCUGGGUAGUAGUGAAGAUCACCUAAGAGAAUGGCUACAGGAGUCCUUCAUGAACUCACCCCUUGGACAAACGUCCACAGGGAUGAAAAUGUCCAUCGGGUGUAGCAGGCAGAGCACACACUCUGGAGUUUGGGGGCCUGGGUGGGACCCCAGGGCCCGCCAGCUGCUGAACCUGGCUCAGGUAUUUACUCCUCCAAGCCUGUUUGCUCAUGUCACCACAGAGCCUGCAAUGGUGGACGGCUGCCUGGCCGAGGAACGGAGCAGCGAUGCCUUCAUCAUAAGGCAGAAGAUUGAACAAAAUUGUGCCCAGCCCAUGUUCGCUAAACCCCAGGAAUCUGUGAGCACCUUCAUAACAUUUGUCACAUCAGCACUUUAAAUGUUUUCAUUUACAUUUGGACUUUAGCCAUGGCUAAAUAAC
Messenger RNA from Kogia breviceps (pygmy sperm whale), 816 nucleotides. Lineage: Eukaryota; Metazoa; Chordata; Mammalia; Artiodactyla; Physeteridae. The record is from RefSeq and is a predicted model, not a curated record.